Xenia sp. Carnegie-2017 is the source of this 2305-nucleotide messenger RNA. RefSeq lists its product as uncharacterized. The transcript has 3 exons. Lineage: Eukaryota; Metazoa; Cnidaria; Anthozoa; Malacalcyonacea; Xeniidae. The coding region runs from base 573 to 1679 and encodes 368 amino acids. The record is from RefSeq and is a predicted model, not a curated record.
GUUUAGAAUUGUGUAUAAAAUUUUAUUGGACAUCCGCAUGAAAAAUAAAUUGGAUGAAAUCCAUGCGGUUGAGUGUAAAACACGUGUCAAUUAAGAAAAAAGAUGAGUUUAUUAUACUAAGUUUUACCGCAAAGAAUUCAUAAUGUCGUCUUUCUUUUUCAAUGUUUUUGUAAUAAAAACACACAAAUACCUAGAACUACAGAUAUGAGGUAAUCAUAAGUCAAGGCUUUACCUUGAGUUUAGAAUCGCACGCAAAACAGCAGCAUUCUAAAAUCACGCGAUUCUCGCGAAUGUUUAUAUAGUGCUUACGAUUAAUGAAUAAUUAUGCCAAAAUAACAUAAUCAACGUUAUCUCAUUCAUAAAUAAAUCAAAAGGACUUGUUUUGGCUUUGGCAGGUGCAUGCUGACCGCCAAAUUCAAUAAAAUAAUAUUCCUGCACAACAUCAAAGUCAUUCGGUUCGCAUGCAAGCAACGUGAACGGAACAAGUAAUACAAAACAAAGCGAUCGGUUUUCACUUUUUUCAAUUCAACAUAAAAUCAUUGAAAAUCGUCGAGAAUACACUGACAGUGUUGAUGGACGCAACAUUUUUCGACAUUGGUGUGCGAGCAGCCUCUGAUAUUCCAAUGGGCGUUGGCUUUGGAAGUAUACCAGUGCGCUUAAUAAAAUCGCAAAACAGCCACGAAGAUCAAAAGAUCGGCUUCGUUGAGGUGGAACGAAAAGACCAAAAUGUAGUGUGUAAGUACGGUCGUCAAUUCAAUUGGUUAAAAUACGUCUGUCCUUCGUCUCGUGAAAAAAAAGCAAAUGUAAAAGCACUCAUUGAUGACAACGGGGAGAUAUUUUUCCGCGCGUGGUGCGAAAUAAAGACUGGGGAAGAGCUGGUCUAUUCUUUCAACGAAGAAGAAACGCUAAAAAGAAAAAAACAGAGAACGGACUAUGACAGGAACAAUAAAAAAUGCACGGAAGAAAUAUAUUCUACAGCAGACAUAAAGCUCGACGAUGAUAAAGACUUGAUGUGUACACUUCAAAAUACGAAUGAACAUGAAAAGCAAAGAAACUUCCUAAAGAAUAUAAGCAUACCUAAACAAGAUAACCUUGAUUGGAUAUUUGGACGAAGUGAAACUGGACGUAAUACAUAUGUGCAGUCCUUUCCAGAAAAAUGGUCAAAAAUAUGGGAAUACAACAGAGAUAAUUUACACACGCAUUACACGUUACCGUACAAUUCAGACGCCAGGACUAACAGGACGAUGGGUGUACAUGAAAGGACAAUCUCAACAAACCGCCACGUUGCAAUAAAGCACUCGAUAGGCAGCACAAUUAACUGGUCUUCGCCGUUUAUCAUAUCGAGAGACCAUCAAACAUAUAAUAACUCAAGCGAAGAGUAUCUUGAAGUACUUUCAACAAAAUAUACACAAAAAAAUGGAGAAAGCAUACAAAGCAAUGGACAAGAACAUUGGAUAAUACCAACAAAAAAUGAACAACCUCAGCAGAUUUUCAUCCCUUCAAAAAAUGUAUUCAAUGGAAAAAACGGAAAACACGUCCCAAGUGAAGAGAGUCUAUGUCAAACAAACGACAAGGAUGUGAACACUAAUCUUCUUCAGCAGUUUAUGAUGAAAAAAGAAGUUAAUAACUCCAUAAAGAAAGAUGACCAAACAACGGUGAAUGUAAAGCAGACCCUUUAAAUGCAGUUACAUCAGGAUUAAGCACGAAUAAUUCAUUGCUACAGCACAAGGAGGAAAAACAGAGUGAAAGCAAAAGCGAAAAGCUCGGAAAUGCUUUCACCGCAGAAUCUGAUAAUGAAAACAAAGGCAAGAAUGGAUCCCGUUUUAUAUGUGACUACUGCGGAAAGUCUUAUUGCCGAAGAUAUGUGCUAAAAAUACACAUGCGCACGCACACCGGUCAUAAACCACUUCGCUGCACCGUGUGUUGGAAGUCUUUUGGAGAUCCGAGUAACUUGAAGAAGCACAUUCGGUCACACGCAAGAAAAAACGCCAUUUAUACAUGCGAGCAUUGCGGGCGCGGUUCGUUUUACCGACUUUGUGAUCUUGUAAGACAUAUUAAGUUUAGACAUCGAUUGGCGAAUAACACUGAAAAAUGACGGGACACACUAGCAAUAGUUCUGUCAAGUAACAAUUUGGUAAAAAUUAUAGAUCUCCAAAAUAUCUCAAAGUUAAACUUAUAUGUUUCUCGUCACUUCGUUAGAGACUCUGAGAUUUCUUUUGAAGAGAAGAAAAUACAAGUAAAAAUGUCGUUCUGUUCUGUAACUUUGACAUCAUUAAAUCCUUUGAUUGCCAUCUUUCUCAAACUA